This is a messenger RNA of Lodderomyces oxycetoniae, 2811 nucleotides long. It is a transcript of the gene LIG4, whose product is annotated as DNA ligase (ATP). NCBI's taxonomy places the organism in Eukaryota, Fungi, Ascomycota, Pichiomycetes, Serinales, Debaryomycetaceae. Gene Ontology annotation, molecular function: DNA ligase (ATP) activity; DNA binding; ATP binding. Gene Ontology annotation, biological process: double-strand break repair via nonhomologous end joining; DNA recombination; nucleotide-excision repair, DNA gap filling. Bases 1 to 2811 code for a protein of 936 amino acids. The record is from RefSeq and is a predicted model, not a curated record. Gene Ontology annotation, cellular component: DNA ligase IV complex. The transcript has a single exon.
AUGCCAUGGUUUCUUGACAAUGUGAGGCCACCUGCGCCCAAUCAAAUUGAACCCACCCUUACCUUUCUAACAAACGAAUUAUUUGAUAAAAUCGAUGGUGUAUCACGGAACAAUUUAGGCAAGGCCAAAACGAUAACCGAGAGGAAAGCACAGAUUAUUAAUGAGUUCAUCCAAAGCUUCAAACUAUAUAUUGGAAAUGACAUGUCUCCAGCGGCGAAAUUGAUAUUCCCCGAGAAAGCAGGAAGACUAUAUUUUAUCAAAGAAGUGGCUUUAGCGAGGCUAAUAAUCAAAAUGUACAGGAUUCCAAAAGAUGCUGACGACUAUAACCUCCUCCAUUACUGGAAUAAGCAGUAUCAAAAAUCUAAAAGAUUUGCUGCAGAUGAGAUGAAACUUCGCAGUUUACCGCUACAAGUAGCUAGAGUUGUUGCCAAAAGAAGAGAUUUCACCGAUCAAUACAAAGAAUGCACUGUUUCCGAAAUAAAUAACCUAUUGGACAACUUGACGCUAGCAAAGCAGUCAAGCGAACAAGUGGAUCUUCUUAAGCCUCUUUUUGAUAGCUUGAGAAUUGAAGAAAUCAGGUGGCUUGUGCAGUUUAUUUUGAAGAAACCAAUCUUGACCAAUAUGGAAAAGUACUUCUUCAAUAGUUGGCAUCCUUGUGGUUACCGGUUAUACAGUAUAUGUAACGAUUUAAAAAAGACAUUUAAUUCACUUGCUGAUUCUGAAAAAGAACUAUCUAGAGAGGAGUUGGCCAUCCACCCACGAUUCAAGUUCAAGCCUCAGUUAGCAGAGAAACUAACAACUAACUAUGACUCUGUGGUGAAAAAGCUACAAAAGAAACAGCCAAUGGAUGAAAACUUCGAAAAUAGUUUCAAACAGUUGGAUUUGGAGAAUAAGUUUUAUAUUGAAGAGAAAACAGACGGAGAUAGGAUGCUACUACAUAUGGAAAAUGGAAAUUUCAAGUUUUACAGUCGGAGACUUAAAGACUAUUCCUUUCUAUACGGCGAGUCAUUUCAAUUUGGCUCAUUAACAAAGUACUUGAACAAUGCUUUCCAAAAAAAGGUAGAUUCAGUGAUUCUUGAUGGCGAAAUGGUAGCUUAUGACUACAAGAGGCAAAUUAUCCUACCAUUUGGUACAUUGAAGUCACUGGCAAUUCAAGAAAGCGUUCUGCAAUUUACAACUAUUGAUCAAUACAAUCAGCAAACAAGCUACCCAUAUUACAUAAUUUUCGAUGUUCUUUACCUCAAUGGCAAGGAGCUUGGCAAUUAUCCACUAUUUUUCAGGAAAACCAUUCUUAGCCGGAUAAUAAAACCUGUGCCCCAUAGAUUUGAGAUCAGUGACGCACGACUUGGAUCAACGGCUGCUGAUAUUGAAAAGUCAAUGAGGGAGAUUGUCGGUAAUAGAAGUGAAGGGUUAGUACUCAAACACACACAGCUGAAAUAUAUUAUUGACGGAUUCCGAAAUCCCAAUUGGAUUAAGGUGAAACCGGAGUACCUUGAAAAAUUUGGCGAGAAUUUGGAUUUGGUUGUUAUCGGUAAAAACCCCGGAAUUAAGAAUUCUUAUAUGGUUGGGUUAAAAAAUACCAUUGACGGAGCGUACUAUAGCUUUGCUAUGAUUGGAAACGGAUUUGAAAUUGAAGAGUUUGAUAAAGUGGAACGCUUGACGCAUGGAAAGUGGAUCGAUACAGGUACAAGGCCGCCUCCAGAAAAUCUUAUUCGAUUUGGUAGAAAGAGACCCGCUUACUGGAUUGAACCGAAGAACUCAGUUGUUUUGGAAAUCAAAGCGCGGUCAAUUGAUGUUCGGCCUGAAGAGACUUAUGCCGUUGGAUCAUCUUUACACAAUAACUUCUGCCGCAGGAUCAGAGAGGACAAAUCUGUUGAUGAGUGUAUUACAUUACAGGAAUAUUUGGACUUGAAAGCGGAUUACAUGAGGAAUAUACUGAGGUCCCAGACAGUUGCCGUAAAAAGGAAAAAGUAUGAUGUAUUGACUUCAUUUUCCGAUCAAGGGAGUGACUUAAAGAAAGUGAAAGCGGAGUUUGAUUUGUUUUCCAAAUUUGAAUUUCUAAUAAUGAGCGAGAGAAGAGAGUCCAAAGAGACAGUGAUCAGUGCGGAAGAACUAAGAGCCUUGGUCAAAAAAUAUGGAGGCAAAGUGGUGCACUCAAUUGACUCAAAGUCAAGCCUACAGGUUGUGAUUAUCACAGAAAAGGAUUUACCGGUAGGGAACAAAUUACUAAGUCAAGGUUUUGACCUCAUUAAACCAAAUUGGAUAUUUGAGUGUAUCAAAAGAAACGAAAUUGUGCAAAUUGAACCUUGUUUUAUAUUUGCUACUCAAGUUUGGCCAUAUUAUUCAAAACGAGUCGAUAAGUUUGGAGAUUCGUACACUAUACACAACUCUUUGCUGCAAGUUACUGUUCCUCACUUGGAAAAAAGUGACCUUGAAAGAUUGAAAUGUGAAUUUGAAUGGAAUGAAUUAAGCAAGCCUUUGUUGUAUCUAUUUAAACACAUAAAAAUACACGUUAUGGGAACCUCCUUGGCUAGUCGUUUGUUAAGGGAACGCAUUGAAAGGUUCGCAGCCAAUACAGUUGAUGAUUACGUAAACAGUGGUUAUAUAGUUAUUCCAUUCUGGGAAGAGCAAAACAAUAGACAUUUAACCAUGAUUAGACUAAAAAAGUACUAUGAGAAGAUUGAUAAGGAGCUUAAGAUAAUGGAUGGGAGAUUUGUCAACAAAAUCCCAUUCACCGUAACGGAAGGUUUCAUUAAUAAAUCUAUUGAAAUGAACAGUAUUGCUGAUGCUGAGGAUUUCAAAUAUUAUUGA